CAAGCAAGUCCGUGCAAACAGAUACUAGGUUGGUCUGCGCGUUGCGACCCGCUGAUAUCAUCAACAACCACGACAACGGAUGCAACAACAGCUCUCCGAUGCGCCUUCUCAGAUAGCAUUGAACAACUUCCUUCAGCACAUUCGCCAACAACUUUUCAAUCACCAUGGUGUCGACACGACGUCAAAAACAAGAAGAGCCUCCGGCGCUGGCCACGCAGCCAAAAGUACAAAUUGCUCGCGGUGGUCUCAAGAAAGCCGUCGCGACCAAAGAACCUCCAAUCGCUGAUGUGAAAGUCUCCACGGCCACUAAAGCUUCCGCUGCAAAGAAAGCCCCGGCACCCAAGAAACCCACUACAACCCGAUCGCGCGCAAACAAAGGCAAGACUGUCGAAGAUGAGGACUUACCGCGACAAGAAGACCAGCAGAUCACAGGGAAGACGACGAGAGCCAAGAAGUCAGUAAAAGACGAUGAUUCAGCAGCGAAAGCCCCAACGAGAGCCACGAGGGCUAGAGCCGCAUCGAAGGCUACUCAAUCCGAGGAGCCUCAAAAGACGCUUCAGAAGAAGAACCCCAGCAAAGAUGCGCCUGCGGCCCACAGAGCCCCGCGAAUCAGAGGAACCAGGAAGGAUACAGAGGAAGUGCAGAUAGGAGUAGAACCCGAAAUUGAAGGAGCGGUUGAGACUGGUACUCUAAAUGAAGCAUCAGACCAUCCUCCACCAGUAGAGCGCAAAACUAGAGCUACUGCGACAAAGACUACGAAAGUUUCCUCCAGAGCUAAAGCUCCGGUUGCGUCUUCCAAGUCUAGGGUGAAAAGCGCUCCAAAGAAGACAACAAAAACAACAACAACAACAACAGCAAUCACAAGGGCAACGAGGGGAACGAGGUCGAAGAAGGUACCGGAAGUACCGGACGAAGAUUUCGAGCCCGCAACAGAGCACGUACCAUCUGUCAUUAAAAUUGAGAUGGCAGCCAUCAGAGCACCCACUCUGUCGCCGGGCAAAGCAGCUUCCGCAAGUCUAUUGAGAAUGUCGCCUUCUAAAUCAAUCAUGCAGAAGAUAGCCGAGCUUCCAACAACAAGCUCUAUUGUGGUCUCGCCGUCGAAAUUGCCUCGACCGCAAGACAACGACGUGGAAAUGAUGGAUUCGUAUGAUGCCUUGGCACCUACUCCGCUUUUUCAAAGGUCAGAUGCACUCAACGCGAACCAGACGCCUUCCAUGAAGUCUUCCCUCUUCACAGUCUCUGCUCGGAAGCCUCCAGGGUCUGUAAGAAGGCUCCAUGCAAUGUCACCGAGUCAGGCCUUGGUCAAACCACCUGGCCAGGCUGUGGACGAACAUCAAAAGCUAGGCUCUUCAUUGUUUUCAAGGUCACCAAAGAAACUUCAUGCGAUCAUCCCCAGCAAGGCCAUGAUCAAGCCACCUGGCCAGACCGUAGAUGAGAGGCAGAAGGCGGAAUCCUCAUUGUUCUCGGCAUCACCCAAGAAGCUACACAUGGAAUCAAUGGGCAUCUUCGGGGCGGCUUGCAAGAACAAACGGCCUGCCGAGGGUGGCGAGACACAGUCUUCAUUGACUGCGUCUCCCCGAAAGGUCAAGCUUACUUCACCAACAAUGAAGUUUGACAAUCGUUUCCCCGAAACUUCUGCCAGCGUACAGAGACCUUUCGGAAAAUCAAGUUUGAAUUCAUCCCCUAGAAGAAUGAAGACUCCAGGACGCACGCCAAAGACCGCGCCCAUUUCAUCCAUCCGUGCUUUUCUGGAUUCUGGUACGCCAACCAAGGCUCCCCCAAGAUUUACUCUACCGACUCAGGAUGUCAUCAUAGAGUCAGAAGAGGCCGAUGUCACGAUGGUGUUUGAAGAACCCCAAUUCCCCUGCGAUGUCCUUCCAACAGCUAUUGAGUCUAACCCAAUGGGAUCAGAUGAGGAUGAUGUUUUUGCAAUCGGAACGGCCCAAACCUUAUCCUCAUAUGAAGCUCAAGAAGUCAUGCCAGAGACACCAGGACAAGAGCGCGGGGAGCCCGAAAUUAUAUUUACUGAAAAUGGUUUGAACGAGCUCGCAACUCCAGCAUUACGUCGCUCAGAUGUUAUACACGAACGCAGUCCAAUCGCUGAAAUUUCGAGAUCCGUUCUAAAGGAAUCGCACCUCGAUUCCCUGACCCAGGCAGGUCUAGCUGAGGACAUUUCAAGGACAAAACAAGCACAGGAAACUGAAGACGACCUUUCAAUAUUCAUUAAUACUACUACCGUGGAAACAGAAAUCCUUCCAGAUUUAGCUAUGAACGAUUCUAUCAUUGCGAACCUCGACCAGAAAGCGCCAGCAUCGGCCGACUCGAGUAUUCUUAUCACGCUAAAUCAAGACCCGCAUGAGAAGCACACUCUACCAUCAGAAUUACCAGUGGUAGAGUCGGAUGCGGAGGCGCCGUUGAACGUAGUCCCAUCCACCCCAUCGACACCGAAACAGAUGCCUGUGCCGAUCAUGCUUCCGCUCUCUACAGCAAAACGCCCAAAGAUGUCACCGCGAAAGUCAUCUCUUCGAUCUCCAGAGAAGAAGUCAUUUGAGUCGCCCAGAAAAACUGUUACCUGGCAGCAGCUUGAACAGAAUGCAACACCUUCUAAGAAUGAUGGUAUACUUGAUGGAAUGACAUUUUAUGUCGAUACCCGGACAAACGACCAGGUUGAUCAGUCGUAUAUGUUCGUAUCAUAUCUCGAGCGAGCGGGAGCGGUCUGUGUCCCGCAGUGGUCCAGCAAUAGUAUGGGUGUGACUCAUGUCCUUUGGAUGAAUGGGGACAUUCGAACGCUUGAGAAGGUCGUUGCUAGCGAUGGUGCCGUGACAUGUGUUAAUGUCGGGUGGGCAGUAGCAUGCGAGAAUAGUGGAAAACGUAUUGACGAGAGUGCAUAUCUCACGGACUUGUCCUGCGUUCCCGGAAACUCGCCCGUCAAGCCACUAAGCACAUUAAGUGCUAAUUCUAGUCCUUUGAUGGCUCGAACGCCGUCAAGAUCACCUUUUAAGCCAGUCUCCACACCUUUCACUAUGAAGCCUCUUCCACCUUCGCCACAAAUCUCCUUUGACGAUUUUGAUAAGGAGAAUUCACCAGCGAUGACUACGGGAGGCUCUCCGGCAACGCCAUACUUUUUGCAUAAGGAAGAAUUGAUCCAACGCACGUGCCCACCGAAACAAAACAAUAAACCACUGUUCUCUGGCAGUUUGUCUAGUAGCUCCUUUGCGGAUAGACUGACAGCGACGAAGAGGAGAAGAUCCGAUGUUGGCGGUACGACAAGUGGUCGCACGCCCAAGAGGAGCCGGCCUGCGCUUCGGGAUAUAUUCGAGUAAUGGUUUCAUUCGGCGAAUAGUACAUGUCCAGAUUGAUGACUGAUGAAUUGUUUGCUUGGGCGAAUGUAACGAUACUACGAACAACAUUGAAGGCGUUUAGUGAUUGGGAGACUGAGUCUGGGUCGCUGCUUUAUUUGCUAGCCUCUGGUAAAUAGGCCUUUGUUCUUGUACUUGUACAAUCUGCUGUCGCUUUUGUACAACACGUUCUAUAGAGGACCACUAUCAGGUACUCAAUGAUAUGCUUAAUUUGAUCGGCACUGCAGCAUUUUCGUAUGCUAUCGCACACUUGUAUACCGCCUCCUAUCGCAAUUCCCGUGUGAAUCAGCGUUUCGCGCAUCAUGCGCUCGUAGAAACAUAGGCCUUCAUUGCUCUUACCGCAUCAC
Messenger RNA from Pseudovirgaria hyperparasitica, 3706 nucleotides. RefSeq lists its product as uncharacterized. Bases 165 to 3323 code for a protein of 1052 amino acids. Gene Ontology annotation, biological process: mitotic cell cycle. NCBI's taxonomy places the organism in Eukaryota, Fungi, Ascomycota, Dothideomycetes, Acrospermales, Acrospermaceae. The record is from RefSeq and is a predicted model, not a curated record. The transcript has 3 exons.